Molecule: messenger RNA, 1345 nt
Organism: Prorocentrum cordatum
Lineage: Eukaryota; Dinophyceae; Prorocentrales; Prorocentraceae
Source: the annotation of a GenBank genome assembly
UGGCUCGAGCUGUGGAGGAUGUUCGCAGGACCCACGGGACAGGGCGGGCAGUACGCCACCGUGCCGGUGCAGCAGGUGCAGGUGGUGCAGGUGGCGCAGCCGCCCGCGUCCGGCGGCGGGGCCGAUGGCCUCGGGUACGCGGAGAGAGCGCAGCAGGCGGGCUUCCAGCUGACCGGGGAUGCCCUCACCGCGCUGGCGGGCCUGACGCCCGACCACGCCAACGAGAUCCUGGACUUCGUGUGCAUGCGGCACCAGACGCUGCGGGACCCCUCCAACUAUCCCGACCACCGUGGCUCGGGGCUUCCAGUCGCGCAGGAACGGCCCAGUUAUGCUGGGGCAGCAGGGGUUCGCCCCCGCCGCCGUGCAGUACGUGCAGCAGGCGCCCCAGCAGCAGCAGCAGCAGUUCGUGCAGGCGCCCCAGCAGCAAUUUGUGCAGCAGCCGCCGCAGCAGUUCUCCCAGCAGCAGGGGGCGCAGACGUCGCAAACCGUGCAGCAGCUGCUCGAGAGGAUGCAGGGCGCGGGCGUGGUCAUCGACGACCACGCCGUGCAGGCGCUUUCGACGCUCCCCGACGAUCACGCGGAGGAGAUUGCGGAUUACGUGAUCCAGAGCCGUGCGUUCCUGCGCAACCCGUCGAAGUACAUUUCCAGCACCGUGGCCCGUGGCUUCGUCCCCCGCCGCUUCGGCGGCUUCGGCGGCAAGGGCGGCGCGCCUCCGCCGCGCCCCGCCUUCGUGCAGGUCGUGCAGGUGCCGCAGCAGGCGGCGCAGGCCCCGCAGCAGUUCGUGCAGGCCCGGCCGCAGGUCGUGCAGGUGGCCAACCCACCGGCGCCUGCGGUGCGAGCCGGGGUACCUAUAAACACUGCAUUCAUCCCGCUGGACGCCACGCCGAUGGAGAACCGGAUCCUCAAUAUCAAUGCCGGGAGCCCGCCCGGGGGACCGAUCGAUUUCGCGACGUACUUGGCGCUCCGGACGGUGAGCGAGAGCUUUGCCACCGAGCUGCUGGAUGCUGUCGAGGCCAAGGGCUACGGGGGCAGCACGGUCAGCUUCCUGCAGGCGUCCGUCUCGAAGGUGCAGAGCGGGCAAGACUGGCGCGACCCCGGCGGAGGCCCAGCCAGCAACGGCUACGGACCUGGCAGCGGCCCAGCAGUGAGCCGCCACGUGGCGCCGUACUGAGCAGCGUGGUGCGGGAGUCGUCCCUAUUAUCAGAUCGUAUGCAGAACAAGCAUCGUUCAGGCAGGCCUAGGCUGAAGGAAUCUCGUUGCAGAACGCUCUGGAACGCGUUCGGAGCGCAAUGGCAACUCACCGCGCGUGGGCACAGGGCAGCGCCAAGCUCAAGCUCCUGCGAUC